Molecule: messenger RNA, 2275 nt
Organism: Phragmites australis (common reed)
Lineage: Eukaryota; Viridiplantae; Streptophyta; Magnoliopsida; Poales; Poaceae
Product: proton pump-interactor BIP103-like
Exons: 8
Coding region: 173-2038 (621 amino acids)
Source: RefSeq, a predicted model, not a curated record
UAAUCCCAUUGGCUUCUCCUUGUAGGCAGGCACACAGCCCAAACCCCUCCUCUCCUCCCCCAAAUCCACCGGCUGCGUCCCCAGAUUCGGCGACCGCCGCCAGAUUGGAGCGAGCGCGGGCUCGCUUCCCCCCCCCCCCUCCCCCUGCGCGACCGUCGCCAGCUGCAGGGACAUGGGAAUGGAGGUCGUUGGAGCUGAAGCAGCACCAGCAGAGGUCAAAGUAUCUGAUGGAGAAGUAAACCUGUUCCAAGAGAAGGAAAGUAAAGCAACUGCAAAAGAACGUGAGGAGGCAGCUGUUUUUGGUUCAGACGCAAAUGGAGCCACGAAAGCUGCUGAUCUGGCACCUCCAAAGGACGCGAAGGAGGAGUGGCCUGAACCUAAGCAAACUUAUGUCUUCUACUUUGUCAAGACACGCUCAUUCGAGGAUCCUAAGCUGAGGGCAAAACUCGAGCAGGCUGACAAAGAAUUCCAGAAGAAGAUCCAAGCUCGUUCCAAAAUUAUCGAGGCUGUGAGAGCCAAGAAGGCGGAACGUUUCAGUAUUAUCUCAGAGCUGAAGCCAUUGACUGCGGAGAACAAACAAUAUAAUGAAGUUGUGACCGAGAAGUUGAAGGAGAUGGAGCCACUUCGAAGUAGUUUAGGCAAGUAUCGUGAUGAAAACAAUGCCAUGCGAGCUCAGGGCGCAGGUUUAUGCUCUUCUAUCGAAGAGCUUGAGCAAACGAUCAAGAUGUUGAAUGACCGCAUAGUUCAUGAAAGCAUAUCUUUAGCUGAGGAGAAGCGUCUGGUCAAAGAAAUUAAGGAUCUUGAAAAAACCAGAUCAAAAGUCGUCUCUAAUGCUGCCAAUCGAGCUAAACUGCAAGAUACAGUGGUUGACAAAGAGGCCAUACAGGACCAGGUCAAAAUCAUUGGGGAGGGCAUUGAUGGAAUAAAGAAGGAGCGACAAGCAGUCAGGUCUAAGAUUAAGGUCCUGGAGGAUGAGCUAAAGGCUGUUGAUUCUGAGAUUGCAUCGCUUCAAGAAGAUUUAGAUGCAGCAACUGCCAGAAAGGACAAGGCAUAUGAAUCAUUGAUCGAAUUGAGACAAGCACGUGAUGCGAAAAAUGCGUCAUUCCAUCAAAACCGCACGGUUUUGAACAAAGCUAGGGAUUAUUCUUCAAGGAAUAUGGUUACAGAAUUACAAGAGCUCCACAAGACUGAGGUUGACAAGUUCAUGACCGAAUGGUGCAACAGCAAGGUCUUCAGAGAGGAUUACGAGAAGAGGAUUCUCUCCUCCCUCAACAGCCGACUGCUGAGCCGAGAUGGCCGGAUGAGGAAUCCUGACGAGAAGCCCAUAUUCAUCGAGUCACAGGCGCCAGCGCCACCGGCAGAACAGGAGCCUGUCCCAGUAAAAUUGCCUGCAAAACAGGCCAAGGAAACACCUGCUCCCCUAGCAGAUGAAGCUCCCAAGGUUGAAGCCCGUUCAAAAGGACCUGUUAAGUCACUUAAAGCAAAAGCUACUGUGGAUGCUGAUGAUGACUAUGAGGCUGAGCCUCCAAAGGAGAAGCAGAAGCCUAAUGAGGUUGAUGUGGCGAAAUUGAAAGAGAUAAAGAGACAGGAAGAGAUAGAGAAGAAUAGGCUUGCUUUGGAAAGGAAGAAAAAGCAGGCAGAGAAGCAAGCAGCAAAGGCGGCAGCCCGAGCACAAAAGGAGGCUGAGAAGAAGCUCAAGAAAGAGGAGAAGAAAGCGAAGAAGAAGGCUGGAGCGGCUGAUACCGAUGAGCCCUCUGAAUCGGACGCCAAGUCUGAUGAAGCCUCGGAAGCCCAAGCUGAGGAAGAAACAACUCCAGCUUCUGCCACAGUGAAGAAAGAACAGAAGGAAAAUGUCCGGUACAGAAAUGUGGUGAGCCGGAGCAAGGCCCCGCCACCGAAGGCGAUCCUGAAGAGGAAGAAAGCCCAAUCCUACUGGCCGUGGGCUGGCCCGGCCGCAGCAAUGGCCGCCGUGCUUGUCGCCCUCCUCGCGGUUCUAGGGUACUACCAGUACUACCUUCCGGCAAGCGCCAGCAACUGAUGGAGGAGAAGAUGGCCCGCGCCCUGAAAAGGGCCUACUCCAAUUUUGCAGGUGAGAGAAACCAAGCGCGUGGUCUUCUGCCUGAGACAUGAAAAGACUGGAGUGGAGGUCUUGUUGCUUUUGGUUCAGGUAGUUCUUUCUGUGGAGUGGUAGAAGAAAAUACAGUUAAUUUUGGUUGCAACCAAGAUCUAUAUAUACUGCGACUGAUAUAUUUGAAGUGAAGCGUAUAUUGCCGUC